GAGAGAGAAAGUGAAAUGACUUGGUCCGUCAUGAUAUCCAUAAACGCUCCAAGACUCGACCUCUCCGCCUCACUUCGUUCUUCCACUCGUACCCCAUUGGUCGCCGCUGGUGCAACGUCCACUGGUGUUUCCCUUUUCAGAAUGUCGUCGAGCCCUCUUCGUUUCGCUUCACUCUCUGUCUCAGCAUCUGCUUCUGAUGAUAACCACUUACCUAUCAUUUGUAAGAAGGAAGUUGUGUCUACAGAUAAAGCACCACCUGCUGUAGGACCAUACUCUCAGGCCAUCAAAGCCAACGGUUUCGUUUUCGUUUCAGGUGUUCUUGGACUUGUGCCUGAGGUUUGUUUCACGUCUUUUUAG
Messenger RNA from Brassica oleracea var. oleracea, 357 nucleotides. RefSeq names its product reactive Intermediate Deaminase A, chloroplastic-like. The record is from RefSeq and is a predicted model, not a curated record. The coding region runs from base 16 to 357 and encodes 113 amino acids. The transcript is spliced from 2 exons. Lineage: Eukaryota; Viridiplantae; Streptophyta; Magnoliopsida; Brassicales; Brassicaceae.